Messenger RNA from Lottia gigantea (owl limpet), 4506 nucleotides. RefSeq lists its product as hypothetical. Gene Ontology annotation, molecular function: structural constituent of nuclear pore. Lineage: Eukaryota; Metazoa; Mollusca; Gastropoda; Lottiidae. Gene Ontology annotation, cellular component: nuclear pore. The coding region runs from base 1 to 4251 and encodes 1416 amino acids. The transcript is spliced from 33 exons. The record is from RefSeq and is a predicted model, not a curated record.
AUGGCGGAAAAAAUAAGUAGUCUCUUCAAAGAAAUUUCUCUUUCAAAGCCCAAUCUAACAAGAUGGAAAGAAAUAAGUGUCAAUACAGGGGCAUCAACAAAUACUCUACAGGAUAUAAAGGUGUCAGAAAGUUGUGGUGGAUACGCUUAUGAAGAAAGUGGAGAGAGUGAUUCGCCAGUCAGAAAUCGUUACAUUUAUUGGCGAUCUUACAAUGAUGUCUUAGAAUUAGUAGAAGACUCUCUGGAUUUGAAUCUAUGUGGUAAUUAUAUAAGAUACAGAUUUCAAUCUACACCAAUACUUGAUGGGUUAACAGUUCAUGAGGUGGAUGAUCAUGUUGUUAUAUUGGUUGCCACAGUUUCUAGUGUUCACCGUUUAGUGUUUCCUCAUCCAGACUGCAGACAGGAAGCAAGUUACAAGAGUGAAGCACGAACACCAUCAAUAUUCUAUGAUGUAUCGUACGUUAAUACAACAGAUUCUAGAAAUAUGUUCCUGAUAAAUCCCAGUUCCACAAUAACAACCCAUCUAACCACAGCUGCCACUUAUCUAGACAGUAGUGGUGAUGCUUUAUUUUGUCUCUCAGCUGAUACAGGUGGCACUAUACUGGUUAGAAUGCCACAGCCUGGAAGUCAAGAUACAGUGUCACAGAAUGACUUGUACCAAUCAUCUAUGAUGAAAAAACUGUGGUCUGGUUGGGUUCCAACUAUGAUAAGGGGAAAACAGAUCAGUCCUGAAACACCUUAUGAUAUGGUUAUACAUACUUUAAAAGGAGAAGCUCAAAUUUAUACCAUUUGUCAUGAUCAUCAUCUUAGAAUGUGGUCUACUAAGACUCGAGAAUGUGUUUUAGCUCGUAAUUUAUUAGAUUGGGUUCCUUCUGCAUCACAGCCAACAAUUACAAUAGGAAGUUCAGGUCAUAAGAUUAAAAGCUUUUUCUCUGUCAAUGUAACUUCAAUGAGACUCUGUGUACAUCUGAAUUUUAAUGACAAAAAUUGUUUUGUAUUAGUUGAACCAACAUUUGAAAAUGGACGUUUCCAUUUUACACAUCUUACUACUGUAUUUGCUCCUCAUGAAGAUUUAGUAGACUACUCUAUAACUAGUGAUACAUUAUUUACAUUAUGGACUAGUUCUUCAGGAGAAUCAACUGGUAGAGUCUAUCAAUUAUCAGGAGAUACAGAGCAAUGGAUAGAUGUGAUACUAGAUCAACCAGAAUCAACUGAUGUUUGUUUACCACAUCAUAUAGAUCCUAGAGACUUUUUCUUACAAAAAAUCUUUCAUCCUGGUCAUUUUACAGUCAAACACAUCCUAAAAGCCUUGAAUGUCUAUAGACGUUCAGUAGACUCUCAUAUCCAGGCUGACAGUGCUAUUAAUAUUAGUGAUUUAAAGGAAGAAGUGACUAAUGCGAUUGAGACUGAAAUACGUAAUUGUGCUAUGGACUAUGAGAUACAGGAAGAUGAUUAUUGUCAAAUACAGCUUGAACAAUGGUCUAAAUUUUAUUCCUGUUGUUUACAAUAUAAAGAGGUUGGUUGUAAAAUGAAAGGUUUAUUUAGUGAUAAUGUUACAGGGCUGGUUGGUCUCAUUAAAAAGGAAUCAUUAAGUUUUCUGCGACCAUGUGAUAGAUUAGAAGAGGUGGUAUAUUUAUCUGAUCAACAGUUACCACAUUUAGAUCUUGAUGUACAGAAUGAAGAGGAAGCCUUUUCUCUACACCAAGAUAUCAAGAGAUUAUGUGAUUGUAUUAGUAAAGUAAAUCAAGAUAUAUCUAGUGAACAUUCUGUACAGUUUCAUUCUCAAUUAUUAUUACUAUCAUCACCACAGGAACUGGCUCAUCAUCUUGUGGAUAUCUUAUACUUUACUGAUGGUGUCUCUACUACAAAUUGUCAACUACUAGGUCUUCGAAUACAGGAAAUAAAGAACUUGAAUAUUGCCAUGGAAACCCUUAUACGUCUGUUAGAUUUAAACCAAGCAGAAACAGAUGGCCAUAUUUUAAUGGAGGAGUCUGGGAUAGAUGGUAGAAAACAGGCUAUAUGUGGUAGAUUAUUUUGUAGUCAGACUGGUACAGCUGUGUUGUUAAAAUGUUUACAACAGUUUUCAUCAAACCGACUGAUAUUUUGUCGUAAUUUUAUACUACUAGCUGAUUUAUUGAUCAAAUUAAGUCAACAGCAUCUAUAUGGAGUAGAUUUUGAUACAUCAAUGAAUAUUCGUACUAAUUUAUUACCUGGAUUAACUACUUUAAUACGGAAUUAUCUGGUAUUAAAUGAAUUUAGUCAUGUAGUAGCUACACCAACUCCAAAUACUACAUUAGAGUUUAAUUUACGUCAGUUAUCUGUAUUAGAAAUAUCUGAUACUACUCGUCUCAAUACUAAUAGAGGAUCUCUGUAUUCCACAUUAUUAGAGAUAUUUUUAAAUGGUACAGGUGGAAGUUACUCUAGAACACUAUUAGCUCAAAGUUAUUUAGUUAAUGUAGAAACUUCAUCUAUUUGGCUUGAUUUAUUAUUACCAUUAUCAAAUAUACUAGCCAGAAUACUCUGGCCAAUGAGUGAAGAGUUUGUAUUUCCUGAGUUUUUGAUUGGUUCAUGUCAGUAUCUAUGGUUACAAGAAUAUAUACGUCAAACUGAUACAUGGUGUAGUAAGAAUAUUUCAGCUAGACAAUUUCUACUUGGUUUAACAUAUUUACAUUUUGAUGAACCCUAUAAAGCUUCAGAAUGUUUUGUACGAGCUGGUCAAGAUGUAGCUAAUGAUGAUUUUCUGUGUCAAAAACUUAUCAAAAUAGAAGGUGAUGAAGAAAAUAAUAGUUCUAUAGAAGUACUGUAUUAUUUGAAGGUGAUUCGACAGUUUGAAGAGUUUGGUUUAUAUGAUCUAGUUAUUUAUCUAGCUGAUUUAGCUAUCACUGUAGCCAAAGAUAAUGAUCCCAACGUGCCAACGCUAUGGUCCAAGAAAUUUAAGUAUCAUUUAGAAUUGAAUCACAAUGAAGAAGCUUAUAAUGCUAUGAUAGGCAACCCUGAACCCAGUCGACGUAAAGAUUGUUUACGCCAGUUAUUAAUUGUACUAUGUGAGAGAGGGGAACUCAAAACACUGGUUGAUUUCCCGUUUAUAGAUUUAAAUGAAGAGGUAGUGAAUAUAUUAGAAAGCCGAGCUAGAUCAGUUGAUUUAACUACACAUAAUUAUUAUAAUUUACUCUACUCCUUCCAUGUUGAUAGAAAUAACUAUAGGAAAGCUGGUUGUAUAAUGUAUGAAUAUGGUAUGAGAUUAGGUAGAGAGGUACCAGGUUUAAAAGGUUUACAACGUCAAGCUCAAUGUUAUCUUGCCACAUUGAAUGCUUUACGUCUUGGUAAACCAGAAUACGCCUGGAUUGUUAAACCUGUAACUCACUCUAAAAAUGAUACCAGUGAAAUGUUAUCUGUAAAUAAACAUGAUCUAGAAGGGGAAGAGAAAAACCAUAAAGUAGAAAAGAAAGUUGAAAUAUUAGAAGUAGAAGAUAUUGAGAGAGAAUAUAUGUUAAUUGAUGCUAGACUCAGAUUAAUCAGAAAAACAGAAGAUCCUACACUUAUGUCAGGACCAACGCCAAGAGCAGAAGAAAUGGUCGGCCAUCUUGUAAAUUCAGGAUUUUUUGAUAGAGCUAUCAUAGUUUGUAGAAGAUUUGACCUGCCUCUCAAUUCAGUGUUUGAAAAUCUAGCUUUAAGAUGUGUAAAUCUGUCUCAAUCCAGUCUAAAUAUAGAACAAGAUGUAACAUCAGAAGCUUGGGACUGGUUAAAAGAAAAUUAUUCUGUAUCUGGUGCUCCUACUAGAGAGGCAAGCUGUGUAGAUCAAGCAUGGUGGUUAUUACAAUAUUAUAUAGAAUGUUAUGAAUGUAAGAAUGGUAAAUAUCAUCGGUGUAUUGCUGAAAGACUUUUAUCUCAUGGUUUCUCUUUACCAACCUGGUUCCUUAACUCAUAUAGAUCAAUCAAUGCAUCUGAACUGUUACGUCUGUAUAUAAACUAUGAUCUAUUAGAAGAUGCAGGAGAUCUGGUAUUAGAGUAUGUUGAAGCUAUGUUAGAAUCAUUGAGUGGAUCAACUAGUAACAGAUAUAAUAUUAAGGGUUGUGUACAUCCUCAUACUGGUAUUGUUUGGUUACCAUAUACUUCUAUAGAUCAACUUCUAGUAGCUUUACAACCUCAACAAAAUCAUACACAUAAAAAGCUGUAUCAAGAUUUAAAAGAAAGAAUGGAUUAUUAUAUGUGUAAAAUAUCUAACUUAUCAAAGGAAAUAGAAUCAUUCUGAAAGACCAGGCACUGGGAUGUUGUUUCAUAAUCAUGAAAAAAUCGUAUUGAAAAAAUGGUUGAACAUUCCAACCCAUCAGAGAAUGAGGAAGAUUGUUGAGAUUCGGAUGUGUCAAUUACGCAGUUAAAUAAUAGACAACAAUUCUAAAAAAAAAAACAUGACAUUUGUUUUGAAAAUACACUCCAUAUUAUAUUUUUGUACAGAACAAUUGAAAUUAAUCAUGAAAUGAAUAAAAAUAUAUUUGCAUACAAUAUU